GCCGCCAUUUUCUCCUCCUCGCCGCCGCAGCCUGCUCUUCGCUUCAGCCUCUCCCACCUUAAAGGGGCAGCGCCGCCGCCGCCUAAAGCAAAGCCGCUGGGCUCCCCUCCCCCCCCCAACCUCGAUAAAAAGCCUCCGGGAUCUAUUGUAGCCUCAAGUCGGCCGCCGCCAUGAGGGAGAUCGUGCACAUCCAGGCGGGACAAUGCGGCAACCAGAUCGGGGCCAAGUUCUGGGAGGUGAUCAGCGACGAGCACGGCAUCGACCCCACCGGCACCUACCACGGCGACAGCGACCUGCAGCUGGACCGCAUCAGCGUCUACUACAACGAGGCCACCGGGGGUAAGUAUGUCCCAAGGGCCAUCCUGGUGGACCUGGAGCCUGGCACCAUGGACUCUGUGCGCUCAGGACCCUUUGGGCAGAUCUUCAGGCCGGACAACUUCGUCUUUGGCCAGAGCGGCGCCGGCAACAACUGGGCCAAGGGGCACUACACGGAGGGGGCCGAGCUGGUGGACUCGGUGCUGGACGUGGUGAGGAAGGAGGCUGAGAGCUGUGACUGCCUGCAGGGCUUCCAACUGACUCACUCCCUGGGGGGUGGCACUGGCUCUGGCAUGGGCACCCUGCUCAUCUCCAAGAUCAGGGAGGAGUACCCAGACCGCAUCAUGAACACCUUCAGCGUGGUGCCCUCGCCCAAGGUGUCGGACACGGUGGUGGAGCCCUACAACGCCACCCUCUCGGUGCACCAGCUGGUGGAGAACACCGACGAGACCUACUGCAUUGACAACGAGGCCCUCUACGACAUCUGCUUCCGCACCCUCAAGCUGACCACCCCCACCUACGGGGACCUCAACCACCUGGUCUCGGCCACCAUGAGCGGCGUCACCACCUGCCUGCGCUUCCCCGGCCAGCUCAACGCCGACCUCCGCAAGCUGGCCGUCAACAUGGUGCCCUUCCCCCGCCUCCACUUCUUCAUGCCCGGCUUCGCCCCCCUCACCUCCCGGGGCAGCCAGCAGUACCGGGCCCUCACCGUCCCCGAGCUCACCCAGCAGGUCUUCGACGCCAAGAACAUGAUGGCCGCCUGCGACCCGCGCCACGGCCGCUACCUGACGGUGGCCGCCGUCUUCCGGGGCCGCAUGUCCAUGAAGGAGGUGGAUGAGCAGAUGCUGAACGUGCAGAACAAGAACAGCUCCUACUUCGUGGAGUGGAUCCCCAACAACGUCAAGACGGCCGUCUGCGACAUCCCCCCCCGGGGCCUGAAGAUGGCGGUGACCUUCAUCGGCAACAGCACGGCCAUCCAGGAGCUCUUCAAGAGGAUCUCGGAGCAGUUCACCGCCAUGUUCCGCCGCAAGGCCUUCCUCCACUGGUACACCGGGGAGGGCAUGGACGAGAUGGAGUUCACCGAGGCCGAGAGCAACAUGAACGACCUGGUCUCGGAGUACCAGCAGUACCAGGACGCCACCGCCGAGGAGGAGGAGGACUUCGGGGAGGAAGCCGAGGAGGAAGCUUAGGAGAGAAGCUCCAGAGAAGGAGGAGAGUUGGGUUGGUUGUCUCCCCCCCGCCCCCCGUUGCUGCCCCAUCCACCGUCGACACCACGGCGUUGAGUUCAUAGGAGAAGUUGUUCACUGCCCUCAUCGUUGUCCUCAAAAGAGCCUUUGGUCCUCAUCAGCACCCAUGGAGAGCCUUUGGCCUUCAUCAUUGUCCUCA
Dryobates pubescens (Downy woodpecker) is the source of this 1701-nucleotide messenger RNA. RefSeq names its product tubulin beta class I (gene TUBB). NCBI's taxonomy places the organism in Eukaryota, Metazoa, Chordata, Aves, Piciformes, Picidae. Gene Ontology annotation, molecular function: structural constituent of cytoskeleton; GTP binding; GTPase activity. Bases 171 to 1505 code for a protein of 444 amino acids. Gene Ontology annotation, biological process: microtubule cytoskeleton organization; mitotic cell cycle. Gene Ontology annotation, cellular component: microtubule; cytoplasm. The transcript has 5 exons. The record is from RefSeq and is a predicted model, not a curated record.